Molecule: messenger RNA, 336 nt
Organism: Mandrillus leucophaeus (drill)
Lineage: Eukaryota; Metazoa; Chordata; Mammalia; Primates; Cercopithecidae
Gene: FAM153B
Product: family with sequence similarity 153, member B
Exons: 6
Coding region: 1-336 (111 amino acids)
Source: RefSeq, a predicted model, not a curated record
AUGGGCUGUCCUAGUGCUAGAGCCAGUGUGAGCAUGACCAGCAGUGACCUGGAAGACCUGCAGGAGGCUGUGCCCAAGCAGACAUCCUUGGAGGAAGCCACAGGGGUUCACAUGAUGCAGGGGGACCCAGCCACACCGGCGAACGAACUGGAAGACUCCACCAUUACAGGCAGCCACCAGCAGAUGUCAGCAAGUUCCUCCUCUGCACCUGCAGAAGCAGCAACAGAAAAGACAAAAGUAGAAGAGGAAGUGAAAACCAGGAAGAAAACCAGGAAGCCCAGGAAGAAAACCUGGCGGAAUGUCCUGAGCCGUUGGGACAUUUUUAAUAUAUUUUAG